This is a messenger RNA of Caenorhabditis remanei, 1698 nucleotides long. RefSeq lists its product as uncharacterized. The record is from RefSeq and is a predicted model, not a curated record. The transcript has 9 exons. Lineage: Eukaryota; Metazoa; Nematoda; Chromadorea; Rhabditida; Rhabditidae. The coding region runs from base 1 to 1698 and encodes 565 amino acids.
AUGUAUCGAGGAUGUCGUCGUGUUUUCGGAAAUUUAGAAAUAACGUGGAUUGAGGCACCCGAAAUCCGAAAGUGGAGACAAGUUACUAAUCAAACCGUGUAUGCCGAUGUUGACUAUUUGAAAACAAUCAAUUUUUUUGAUCAUAUUGAGGAAAUCCGCGGGAGUCUUAUCAUAUAUCGAGCCAAUAUUCAAACAAUUUCAUUUCCAAAGCUACGUGUUAUUUAUGGCGACGAAGUGUUUCAUGACCAAGCAUUGUAUAUUCAUCAAAACGAGAAAGUGAACGAAUUGGUGAUGAACGAAUUGAGAGUGAUUCGAAAUGGAUCGGUUACUAUCCAAAACAACCCAAGAAUGUGUUACCUGGGUACCAAAGUUGAUUGGAAUGAAAUUCUUUACGACAGUUCAAAACAGACAGUUGAGACGUGGAAUUCUCACAAAGCUUGUUGGAACAAUGGAGAUCCUAUUGCAUCGUGUCAUAAAAGCUGUACAAAAGAUAAAUGCUGGGGAAACGGAGAUAAUGAUUGUCAGAAAAUGUACCGCUCAGUAUGCCCGAAAUGUUGCUCCCAAUGUUUCUACUCCAACAUCACCCACUCUUACGAAUGUUGUGACUCCACUUGUCUCGGUGGAUGCACAGAUCAUGGACCUGAUAAUUGCAUUGCAUGCAGUAAAUACAGAAUGGACGACAAGAUAUGUGUUGAUACGUGCCCACCAAGAAAAAUAUACAAUGACAGAAGAGGAAGAUUGGUUCCGAAUCCCGAUGGGAGGUAUCAAAAUGGAAAUCACUGUGUGAAAGAGUGUCCUCCGGAACUGUUGAUUGAAAACGAUGUAUGUGUUCGUCAUUGCUCAGAAGGUUACGAUCAACCAGAAGAUUCGAGGGAAUGUGAAAAAUGUCGAGGCUCCGGAUGUUCUAAAAACUGCAUUGUCGAGGGUCCUCUCACAAGCAGAAAAUUGAAAACCCUAGAAGGAUGUGAACGGAUUGAUGGACAUCUAAUGAUUGAAACUACGUUCAAAUACGAGGAGCUGAAAGUUUUGGAAUCAGUGAAAAUUGUCACCGAGUACAUUGAAAUUGUUAAACAAGACUUUUUUGAUUUGAAGUUUCUCAAAAACUUGCAAAUCAUCGAAGGACGAAAACUUCUCAAUAUGAAAUGGGCUUUAGCUAUUUAUCAAUGUAACAAUUUGGUGGAAUUGAAUCUGAACUCCCUUAAGUUAAUCAAAACUGGAUCAGUGAUUAUCAAUGAGAACCAUAGAUUAUGCUAUGUCGGAACUGUUGAUUGGGAAUCGAUAAUUCAAUCAAAAGGAGAUCAAGGAAAAGCAAAAUUGAGGGCUGAAGGAAAUAGUGACAGUAAAUUGUGUAUUCAAGAAGAGGAAAUUUGUGAUCCAAACUGCAAUUCUCGAGGAUGCUGGGGAAAACAACCGGAGGAUUGCUUGGAGUGUCGAACAUGGAACAAUAUGGGAACAUGUGUGUCGUCGCAAUGUGAUAUCGGUUUUUUUGGAAAUCAAACUUCAAUGACAUGUGAGAAAUGCUCUCCUGAAUGUGAAACAUGUAAUGGAUUAGGAGAGUUCGAUUGUCUUUCUUGCCGACAUUAUACCUUUUACAAUCCGGAUUUUGGAAAUCGUAUGGAGUGUGUAACUGAUUGCCCCACACAUACUCGUUGCUCUACUAUUGGAAAUGUUUGCGAAAAGUGUUAUGAAAAUGGGUGA